Molecule: messenger RNA, 1776 nt
Organism: Leptosia nina
Lineage: Eukaryota; Metazoa; Arthropoda; Insecta; Lepidoptera; Pieridae
Source: the annotation of a GenBank genome assembly
AUGACAUUAAAAAAUGAGGAAUUACAGGAACAGACCAAAAGGUUACGAUUCAAAAAUGUUAACCCCACUUAUUCGGCAGAAUUUGGAGAAAGGACUUUAAGAGAAGUUAAGAACAAAGAUGGCGAAAAAGGGGUUUCUCUAUUUACGUUCCUGCAUGUAGAGCUUACGAGAGGAUAUUUAUUGGAGCAUGAUGAAGAACGGUUUUCGGCAAGACGUGAAAAGGUGUAUUCCUUCAUCAAAAUUCCACAGGAGCUGGAAAAAUUCAUGGCAUACGGAUUUUUUCAGUGUGCAGAUUCUCUACUCUUUAUUUAUACUUUUCUGCCUCUAAGAUUUAUAAUGGCCUUCUGGUCGUUCUUAGAUAGAUUGUUUCGUAGGUGUUUUGGGUUCUAUUCAAAUUCGCGUUCAAGUAUACUUAAGCCGGCUGAGACCUGCGAUGUACUUAAAGGCUUCAUUUUAUUAAUAUGUAGUAUCUUAAUGUGUUAUAUUGAUACAAAUAUGAUGUAUCAUCUUGUAAAGAGUCAAAGCGUAAUGAAGCUAUACAUUUUCUACAAUAUGUUGGAGGUAGGAGACAGAUUAUUCUCUGCUUUUGGACAAGAUACAAUUGAUGCAUUAUUUUGGACAGCCACAGAGCCAAGGGAUCGAAAGAGGGAACACUUGGGUGUCAUCCCACAUUUAAUAUUUGCUAUGAUUUAUGUGUUCCUCCAUAGCCUACUAGUGUUGUUUCAAGCGACAACACUUAAUGUAGCAUUUAACUCAAACAACAAGAGCCUCCUCAUCAUAAUGAUGUCAAAUAACUUUGUAGAGCUAAAAGGCAGUGUUUUCAAAAAGUUCGACAAGAACAAUUUAUUCCAAGUGUCGUGCAGUGACGUGAGGGAGAGGUUGCAUCUGUCUGUCUUGCUCUUCAUAGUUGUGCUCCAGACGAUGAAGGAGUAUGUGUGGAAGGAGGAGCGCUUCUGGAUUCUGGCGCCGGACUGCGUCUUGGUUUUGACGUUCGAAGUUAUCAUUGACUGGGUGAAGCACGCUUUCAUUACGCGCUUCAACGAGAUACCGUUUGGAGUGUACCGCGAAUACACCGUGAGUCUCGCGUACGACGUUGCACAGACGCGUCAGAAGUACGCGUUCAGCGAUCACUCAGAUCUUGUGGCACGGCGCAUGGGCUUUAUUCCGCUGCCCCUUGGCGUGGUCAUAACGAGGGUUCUAGUACACGCUGUCAAGGUCGAAGGAUUCGCAGCGAUAUUCCUGAUCUUCGUGGCGUAUUUGUGUCUGAUAUCGGUCCGAGUGCUCAUCUCCAUAGUAAUCUUGGGCAAAGCGUGCGACCUCAUCGCCCUGCACCAGAGCGAGAAGUGCGAAAGUCACCAGAACACGCCCAAACGAGAGUAUAAAGAAUUUAAAGAGGUGUACACGCACAAGACAACAGACAGCGAACCUCCAGACAGAAAGCAGCUCAAAUUCGUAGUUCCUGUUGGAGACGGAGUCAAGGUGGAACCUCGAGUCGAUUCGACGGGUGCAGCAGCCAUUUUCUCAAACAGCGCUAUCGACUUAAACGGGGUCUGCUACCUCAAUGACAGCCUCAACGAACCGGUCUGCGUUAAACACGAGCCCACUGACUACGAAAACGAGCUGACGGACGUGAGCCGCAGCGCCCCAGACAUAAACAAGUCUUCCCCGGGCACAACCGAAAACGAGAGGGCACAUUCUCCAGACGCGGAGGGGCUUAAGCGACGCGCCGAAUCAGAACCGAAUCUGGCAACUACAGACGAUGACGAUAAACAAUAA